AUGCCUCCAGUACGAACAUCCCGCAAUCGCAAGCCGCCACCAGCAGGCUUCGAUGACAUCGAAGACACGUUACUCGAGUUCAGCAAUAAAAUGAAAGAUGCAGAGAAUGCGCCCCACGAGGGGAAGAAGAAACACGAGGUUCUGUGGCCGAUUUUCCAGAUCAGUCAUCAGCGAUCAAGAUAUAUCUACGACCUAUACUACGAGAAAGAAGCCAUAUCAAAACAGCUGUAUGACUGGCUCUUGAAGAACAACUACGCGGAUGCGAACCUGAUCGCGAAAUGGAAAAAACAGGGCUACGAGAAGCUCUGCUGCCUCCGCUGUAUCCAGACUAAGGAAACCAACUUCAACGCAACCUGUAUUUGCCGAGUACCAAAAGCCCAGCUGAAGGAGGACCAGAUGAUCCAGUGUGUGAGCUGUGGAUGUCGAGGCUGUGCUAGUAGCGAUUAG
Molecule: messenger RNA, 447 nt
Organism: Aspergillus ochraceoroseus IBT 24754
Lineage: Eukaryota; Fungi; Ascomycota; Eurotiomycetes; Eurotiales; Aspergillaceae
Product: BUD31 family protein
Exons: 3
Coding region: 1-447 (148 amino acids)
Biological process (GO): mRNA splicing, via spliceosome
Cellular component (GO): nucleus; spliceosomal complex
Source: RefSeq, a predicted model, not a curated record